AUCGGUGAAACAAGAAAGCCGUUUUCCAUUACCAAAGGGCAAUACCUGACAAAACCCGUCUCGCGCCAUACUGCAUGCUUGUGUUUGGUUUGCCGUUGUUGGCGCGUGGUCAAAUAUUAAAGAAACUUGUAAUUACCGUGUAAAAAUGUCGGACAAUCAGGAACAGAAAGCUGAUGCCGGUACGUGCGACGCGAAUUCAGAAUACAUCAAGCUGAAAGUCGUUGGCAAUGACAGCAAUGAAAUCCAUUUCAGGGUAAAGAUGACCACUCAAAUGGGCAAACUCAAAAAAUCAUACAGCGACAGAGUGGGAGUGCCAAUGACUUCGCUCAGGUUCCUCUUCGAUGGAAAAAGGAUCAAUGACGAUGAGACACCAAAGCAGUCUAGAGCCACUUCAAUAGGAGUAUUUUCUAUGGUUUCCGUUUGUAGACGUUAUCCUGAAAGUAUCAAAGAGAUUGCGACUUCUACUGGAGAUGGAAAAUGAUGAUGUGAUCGAGGUGUAUCAAGAGCAAACAGGCGGUUAUGUUUAAAUAGCGCUACCGGAGAGCAGAAGAUUAAAAAAAAAAACAAGCAGAAAAAACCACGCAAUUUCAUUAUUUCCCUUCAUAAUUUUCUUUUUUCUCUGUUUAGCGACAGUAAUUAAAUAUUUAGUUCAAUUGAAAUGGACAGCAAUAGACUAUCAAUUUCUGUUUAACAGCAGAACUCACGGAAAGUGUAUUAAGUUUAUUAUCCACUUAGCACCCAUUUAUUACAUUAAUGUAUCUGAAUAUUCGUGUGUUCGGACAUGAAAAAUAAUACGAGAAACAUUUGACUAUAUGCAAUACUGGAACUUUCUUACAUUCCUAAUGUCGAGAGGAUGAUGAUGUAGAAUUUGAUAGUCUGUCCAUUCAUGAUAAUUGCGUGCUGAAUUUAAUGUUUUAGCCCCCCCACCCCUUCGAUCAAAUGCGCUAUGAAUGAAUAUAACAUAAUACAUUCAGAUAAAAAACAUUAUUUCGAUAUCCAUUAAUAUUAAUAACAAAAAAGAAGACAAGCGUGCAAAUACUUGCUGAUAAAGCGUGCUUAUACUGAUAUAAGAUUUGAAAUAAUUUGAAGAAAUCAUUAAAAUUCUGAAACGUCUUAUUUCUUUGUCGUUUGAAUAAAAAAUAAUGUAAUAAUUA
Messenger RNA from Diachasmimorpha longicaudata, 1154 nucleotides. RefSeq names its product small ubiquitin-related modifier-like. Gene Ontology annotation, molecular function: ubiquitin-like protein ligase binding; protein tag activity. The transcript has 6 exons. NCBI's taxonomy places the organism in Eukaryota, Metazoa, Arthropoda, Insecta, Hymenoptera, Braconidae. Gene Ontology annotation, biological process: protein sumoylation. The record is from RefSeq and is a predicted model, not a curated record. Gene Ontology annotation, cellular component: nucleus; PML body. The coding region runs from base 146 to 481 and encodes 111 amino acids.